ACCGGCAGCAGGGGCCAGCUCUGGGCCCCCUCCCAGCUUGGCAGUGGCACGAAGAUGGGGGUGGUAGUGUGUAAUGGGGGAAGCACCUACCGGGACCCCCACCUGCCAGCUAGUUGGGCACCCUAAGGCAGUAUGCUGCCCACUUGGUAUUCCCCAACACCCCCAGCCCUGCCGAGUGCACCCCUCCGGUGCCUGCUUCCCCUGAUGCCUGCGAUUUAGACCAGCCUGACUGUAUCCACGGCAACAGAAGCGGGAGAGUCACUGGCCUCCAGAUCACAGAGGGUCCCACAAUGUGGCCUGGGCUGUGAUUUAUCCAUGGUGAGACAGCUUGAGCCCUCUUCCUGGAUUCCAAGACAGCCCUGCUGAGAAAAAGCCCAGGUACAGCCCACAGGACAACUGAUGGAGUCCCACAGGGCCCAUCGGGUACCAGCCCGGCUGAACCCAUAGGGUUGAGAGCGGCCCUUGCCCCCUCAGUAUGGCCAACACCACCGGAGAGCCGGAGGAGGUGAGCGGCGCCCUGUCCCCGCCGUCAGCGUCGGCUUAUGUGAAGCUGGUGCUGCUGGGACUGAUCAUGUGCGUGAGCCUGGCAGGCAAUGCCAUCUUGUCCCUGCUGGUGCUCAAGGAGCGUGCCCUGCACAAGGCUCCUUACUACUUUCUGCUGGACCUGUGCCUGGCCGAUGGCAUACGCUCUGCCGUCUGCUUCCCCUUUGUGCUGGCUUCUGUGCGCCACGGCUCCUCAUGGACCUUCAGUGCGCUCAGCUGCAAGAUUGUGGCCUUCAUGGCCGUGCUCUUUUGCUUCCAUGCGGCCUUCAUGCUGUUCUGCAUCAGUGUCACCCGCUACAUGGCCAUUGCCCACCACCGCUUCUACGCCAAGCGCAUGACACUCUGGACAUGUGCAGCUGUCAUCUGCAUGGCCUGGACCCUGUCUGUGGCCAUGGCCUUCCCACCCGUCUUCGACGUGGGCACCUACAAGUUUAUCCGGGAGGAGGACCAGUGCAUCUUUGAGCAUCGCUACUUCAAGGCCAAUGACACACUCGGCUUCAUGCUUAUGUUGGCUGUGCUCAUGGCAGCCACACAUGCUGUCUAUGGCAAGCUUCUCCUCUUCGAGUAUCGUCACCGCAAGAUGAAGCCAGUGCAGAUGGUGCCAGCCAUCAGCCAGAACUGGACUUUCCAUGGCCCUGGGGCCACCGGCCAGGCUGCUGCCAACUGGAUCGCCGGCUUUGGCCGUGGGCCCAUGCCACCAACCCUGCUGGGUAUCCGGCAGAAUGGGCACGCAGCCAGCCGGCGGCUGCUGGGCAUGGACGAGGUCAAGGGUGAAAAGCAGCUGGGCCGCAUGUUCUACGCGAUCACACUGCUCUUCUUGCUCCUCUGGUCACCCUACAUUGUGGCCUGCUACUGGCGAGUGUUUGUGAAAGCCUGCGCCGUGCCCCAUCGCUACCUGGCCACCGCUGUUUGGAUGAGCUUCGCCCAGGCUGCCGUCAACCCGAUCGUCUGCUUCCUGCUCAACAAGGACCUCAAGAAGUGCCUGAGGACUCACGCCCCCUGCUGGGGCACAGGAGGUGCCCCGGCUCCCAGAGAACCCUACUGUGUCAUGUGAAGCAGGCUGGUAGGCAGACAGGCAGGGAAAAGGUCAUGGUCACCAUGAUGGGGCCAACAGCAAGGGACAGAUGGGGCCCCUUAUGGGAGCCUUCCUUUCUGAGCUCCAGCCCCAGUCCCUCAAGCCACCCGGAAUCCAGGCACCUUUGCCAACACCUCCCCAGGGUGGGGGACUGGGAAAGAGACGUUCCUAGUUUUGUGGGGCCUGUCUCCACCACCUCCUUCUCCACUUCUACAAUCUCAUUCUCUCUCUCUCUCUCUAAGUGACAAUUCAGAAAAAGAAAACAAAACUGAAAAUGCAGGUUUUUAUACUAACAGCAGAGGAGACAGGCUUUCUUGCUUUAAGUGUCUCUCCUUCUGACAUUGUCCAGAAGGGGCAAAUUUGUCCUGUAAAAUAGAUUUCCAGAGCUCUAUUGCCUCCCCCCACCCCCUGCUCCCAUGCACCCUUCCCUCCCAAGUCCUUUAGCAAGGCCUGGAUGUUGAGGGAGAAACUGAUACAAGGCUGCUGAUAAGAGGGACCUAAGGGGGUGCUGGGUCCCCAGGGAGCAGGGAUGUUUAAUUGCUAUGUUGUGUGCAAUGUUGUUUUUGGCUAACCCUGGUCCCAAGCCCCGUCUCCUCUCCCUCCCGCAUCCCGUGUCCAGACCUCCAAAGUGUUUCUUCGACAUCUACUUAAGAAGCCAAGAAGGCAGGGAGAAGGGCCCCCAGCAUGGGCCCAGGCUAGGUGAAGAGCAGGCUGUGAGCUGAACUCCUCAAGCUGAAGAGACCCAAGUUUGUCUGCGUUCUCUAGCGCUGGAACCCCGACCCUCCAACUCUUCUUCCUAAGGUUGAAAAAUCCAUGCCAGCCCCACAGGGGCAGAUGUGGGGGUCCUGCAGGCAGGAGCAGCUCUCCAGGGAAGUGUAGGAAUGGGAGCUGAACUCCCCAGAGGAGCUAGACCCUAGUGCCUGGAGCCAGAGUUGAAUGCAACCCCAGAUUGCUUCCCGGGUUCACACUACUCUUCACAAGAUGGAAAUCUAGGGGGUGGUGUGUGUGGGUCCUUGGUAACCGAUAGUGGUACAGACUCCAAGGCAUUUGAGACUUGAAUCCAUUCCUGUUUGACUUCUUUUUGUUCCCCUCUAGCCUCAGGGGCCUCAAGCCCCUUCCUCCUCCUUGGUAGCCCCUGGCCUUCUGGGCCCUCAACCCCACACAUCCUUCUUCCUAACAGUCCUUUCUCCCUUGCUCCCUCUGCUCUUGCCUACAACACCCCAAAUGGAGUAGUCUGCAGCCAGAUUCCCCCGGGGGGGCAAGACUCCCUCCCAGGGGCAAGGUUGACUCUGGGCUUACUGCAAGGCCAGUUCUGUGGACUGGUGGGCCAAGCCGCCACUCUUUUGCCUGGGCUUGCCCAGCUCUGUGCCCCCCCUCAUUUCCUGAGGGAGAUGGGUGAGGAUGUGUAUUUAUCCACCCUUCUCUUUUUCCUUCCUAUUGAAGUCCCUGUUCUGAGCUCCCUCCCUACCCCAAGACAGCCCCCAGAAGUGGGGAAGCCUUGACCUAAAAGGAAUGAGGAGGGCCCUCUAGGCAGGAGAGACAUUAAUGAGCCUGUCUGUGGAGUGGCCCUGGAAAGGCAGGCCAGAGUGGCUGGGAGGCCAGGAGUGGGGGUACCUGUUCUCUCAGUGAUA
Messenger RNA from Lepus europaeus (European hare), 3249 nucleotides. RefSeq names its product G protein-coupled receptor 173 (gene GPR173). The coding region runs from base 476 to 1597 and encodes 373 amino acids. The transcript is spliced from 2 exons. The record is from RefSeq and is a predicted model, not a curated record. Gene Ontology annotation, molecular function: G protein-coupled receptor activity. NCBI's taxonomy places the organism in Eukaryota, Metazoa, Chordata, Mammalia, Lagomorpha, Leporidae. Gene Ontology annotation, cellular component: plasma membrane. Gene Ontology annotation, biological process: G protein-coupled receptor signaling pathway.